Molecule: messenger RNA, 1466 nt
Organism: Hevea brasiliensis (rubber tree)
Lineage: Eukaryota; Viridiplantae; Streptophyta; Magnoliopsida; Malpighiales; Euphorbiaceae
Product: F-box/kelch-repeat protein At3g23880-like
Exons: 1
Coding region: 69-1271 (400 amino acids)
Molecular function (GO): protein binding
Source: RefSeq, a predicted model, not a curated record
UCUCAAUUUAUAUAUCUAGUAAGAAGUGGGAAUUCUUCUAAAAUUCUCUCUUCUUCUAGCUACCUACCAUGGAUCUGCCAAAAGAUUUGGUCCUCAACAUCUUAUUCAGAUUACCCGUCAUUUGUCUCUUCAGAUUCAGGUGCGUUUGUAAAUCUUGGUGUGCUAUCUUUUCUGAUCCAAAUUUUAUAUAUAAAAACCUACUCUCUGAUUCUGAUUCUGAAGAUUUGAAUGUCAAUUCCCCUGUCCUUUUCAAACGUCAGGAUUAUGACUCCAGGUAUUUUGUUUUUUCCUGCCUCUCCUGUGAUACAUUUGACAUGUCUGCUCCUCAGGAGAUACCAUAUCCAAAAGAUAUAAUUGAAAAAUGUUCAUUUAUUGACAUUGUGGGUUCUUGCUGCAAUGGCUUAAUUUGUCUUCGUGAUGUAUAUUACUCUGAGCAUUUACGAAAUGUAUGGGUUGAUAGUUAUAACUAUGACAGUAAUAUUGUUCUUUGGAACCCUACAACCACCGAAACUAAGAUCCUACCUCAAUCCAAUGUUCCGCUUCCUCCUGACAGUUUUAUUUCAUUGGAAAUAGUUGAUUUUGGAUUUGACGCAAGAACUAGUGAUUGCAAAGUACUCAGGAUUUUUGAAUAUGUAUCUCUUGAUUCCCAGUGGGGUUACCUGGUUGAGAUAUAUAGCCUGAGGGAUGAUACAUGGAGAAAAGUUGAUGUCAAUUUGAAUUCUUGGCAAUUGCCUUCCUAUAAAUAUGAUGAUAUUUAUUAUUAUGGUAGAGGUCAUACGGGUGCAAAUGGUACAUUUCAUUGGUGGGCAAGAGAAGAUAAUUGGAAAUAUGUAAUUGUGUCUUUUGAAUUGAGCAAGGAUGCUAUCAAGACAACAGCUCUACCAGAUACUAUCAAUCCUCGCAAUUCUUGGCAGACAACUUUUUGCUUGAAUGGCUAUAUUGCUCUGCCCUUCUGUGAUAAUAAUCAUGUUGAGUUGUGGGUAUUGCUUGAAUAUGGUGUUAAAGAGUCUUGGACUAAAUUAUUCACCAUAGCAUGCCCUGAAAAUGUGAGCCAGCCAUUGGGAUUUUCAAGUAAUGGUAAGCUAUUUCUUGCAACCUGGGAAGGACAGCUGCUUGUAUGGAAUCCUACUACAGAAGCAAUUGUCCAUAUUCGAGUAAAUGGAGUACCGGAAACCUUGCAAACCGUCACUUACAUGGAGUCCUAUAUUCCAUUGAAGAUUGGAAACAAAUUCAAAGAUGAGCAAAAUUCCAGAGAAGCAAAUCAAAGUUGAAGGUCCUUUCAUUAGAACUCUAGUGCUUGCUUUGAUAUCCCUUGUGCACCCUUUCUAUUAUGUACUUGAUAUGUCUCUAAAUGAGUGCCUUUUAUCCAAGUAGUAAUCAUAUUUUCAAUCCUCAACUAUUUUCUUUUGUAUUGGCUUUAUAAUACAGUCUUAAUAGUUUGUUGCAAUUAAUUUUCUCUUCUUCCA